UGUUAGUAAGCUAGCGAGCCUAAGAGAGACACUUGGCGAGCUAUGUGCAUGCAUGCAAUGGCACUGUUGAAGAUUUUAGUGGAGAAGGAAUAGCUUUCAAGAAUUGAUACUGACAUGCACCUUUCUGUUCUUUGCUUUUAUUGAUUCUUGAAAUUUCAAUGGAUACAAAACCUUCUUUCCAUUUGAGGGACCCCCCUCAAUUAUGUUUUUCCAUUAAUAUUAAUCACACUUUGGAUGCCAAUCUGUGGCCAUAAAAAGCUUCCAAUUUGGACAAAGACAACUCUCUCUCUCUCUCUCUCUCUUUCAGAAGCGUGCAAUUAAGCUCCUUGCUUGCUCAUACAGACAACUUCAGCUUUCGAUGAGAACGAGGCAGUCCCUCUUCAAUAUCUGCUCUUUUGGUUUGUUUGGUCAGGUGGGUACUUGUUUUGUUCUGGUUUUCAGGUGCAGAAUCUGCAGGUUCUGUGGUUUAAUAUUUGAUGUUUCCGUUACGUCCACCACUUGAAUGAUCGAUGGCUCAGGAGGAUGAUCUAUAUCCAUCCAUGGAGAAGAGCACAACUGUAUGCAUUUUCUUUAAGGAUUUCAGACAUGUUCUUAAGCUAGAUGAAAUUGGGCGAGACAUUGCGCGGAUAGCGUUGCCUGCGGCGCUGGCUUUAACAGCUGACCCUAUUGCCUCUAUGAUGGACACAGCAUUUAUUGGCCAAAUAGGUCCAGUAGAACUGGCUGCUGUUGGAGUUUCUAUUGCUCUAUUCAAUCAAGUAUCAAGAAUUGCAAUAUUCCCACUUGUAAGUGUUACAACCUCCUUUGUCGCUGAAGAAGAUACUAUUGGAAAAUUGAGCCCUGAAGCACAAGAGAGUGAAUCCCUUGAAACAGGGUCACAUGUAAACAGUGAAAGUAAAGAGUUGAUACCACAAAACGACCCGGUUGAAGGUGCAUCCAAGUCAAAAUCUCUUAUUAGCAUCUUUGAAGUGUCUAAGAUUGAGAAUGAAAGAAGGCAUAUCCCAUCAGCCUCAUCUGCGUUAGUUAUAGGUGCUAUCCUUGGCUUUGUCCAAGCUAUUUUCCUCAUAUCUGGAGCAAAACCAUUGUUGAACUUCAUGGGAGUCAGUUCAGAUUCACCUAUGCUAAUCCCUGCACAGCAAUAUUUGACAUUGAGGUCACUUGGUGCCCCUGCAGUUCUUCUUUCCUUGGCCAUGCAAGGGGUUUUCCGUGGAUUUAAAGAUACAAAGACUCCUUUAUAUGCCACUGUGGCUGGAGAUAUUACAAACAUAAUUUUAGACCCCAUAUUCAUGUUUAUUUUCCGUCUGGGAGUUAGUGGUGCGGCCAUUGCCCAUGUUAUAUCCCAGUAUCUGAUUUCAAUUAUACUCUUGUGGAGAUUAAUGGAACAAGUUGAUCUCUUACCUCCUAGUUUCAGACAUCUACAAUUUGGUAAAUUUCUUAAAAAUGGUCUUCUAUUAUUAAUGAGGGUGAUAGCUGUAACGUUCUGUGUUACUCUUUCUGCGUCAUUAGCUGCACGACAAGGAGCAACAUCCAUGGCUGCAUUUCAGGUCUGCUUGCAGGUUUGGCUGACCACAUCUCUGCUCGCCGAUGGAUUGGCUGUUUCUGGUCAGGCAAUACUUGCGAGUGCCUUUGCCAAAAAGGACUAUGAGAAGGUGACAGCCACUGCAUCUCGAGUGUUGCAGUUGGGAUUGCUUCUGGGAUUGAUGCUCGCUGUUAUACUAGGAUUAGGAUUGAGUUUUGGGGCAAGGCUAUUCACAAGUGAUGUUGAUGUUCUCCACGUGAUCAGUAUAGGCAUCCCGUUUGUUGUAGGUACUCAACCCAUCAAUGCCUUAGCAUUUGUAUUUGAUGGUGUCAACUUUGGAGCUUCUGAUUUUGCAUACUCUGCAUACUCCAUGGUUCUGGUGGCCAUUAUUAGCAUCAUAUGCUUACUUUUCCUAUCCUCCAGCUACAAGUUCAUCGGCAUCUGGGUUGCUCUGACCAUAUAUAUGAGUCUCCGGGCAUCUGCAGGCUUUUGGAGGAUAGGAACUAGAACAGGACCCUGGAAGUUUCUCAGGAGCUGUUAACGGGUUGUUUAUGGUUUCAACCAUUGUUUUCUUUUUCAUAGAUAGCAUGGCUCUGGUUGCAUAAGCAUUUUUCCUUUUCUUUCUUUCUUCUUUUGUAUCCUUAUCCUUUAAGUGUAAAUGUCAUGAAAUAUUGCAUCCUUAUCUCCUAAAAAAAUGAAGUAUAGAAAAAGAGAUAAAACCCACGUUCUCAUUCUUAGAAAGUGAUGGACUAGUUGAUCAAUCUCAAUGAUUUCUUCACCAUUUUUCA
This is a messenger RNA of Manihot esculenta (cassava), 2304 nucleotides long. RefSeq names its product protein DETOXIFICATION 42. Gene Ontology annotation, cellular component: membrane. Gene Ontology annotation, molecular function: antiporter activity; xenobiotic transmembrane transporter activity. The record is from RefSeq and is a predicted model, not a curated record. The transcript is spliced from 14 exons. Gene Ontology annotation, biological process: transmembrane transport. Bases 510 to 2057 code for a protein of 515 amino acids. NCBI's taxonomy places the organism in Eukaryota, Viridiplantae, Streptophyta, Magnoliopsida, Malpighiales, Euphorbiaceae.